ACGGAAACUGAGCACACAUUUUACAGAAGCACUGAACAUCACAUCAAGGGAAAAUACGAUUCAGGACGAUAGUGUGAUUUGAUGGCUCCUGACAACAUGUCAAAUUAUGGGUUUAAAACUCAAACAUCCGUGCGUUGGAUUGGAGCUGCUGCAGUGUGUAUGGGGACGCUGAUUAUAAUCCUAUGCAUAGUGGCCCACAAUUCCAGUGUUCUCAAUCACAAUGACUCAAAGUGGGAACAGCUGAUCUCUAGCCUGACUAUGGACAGAAACACUGAGAGGGAUGAGCUAGAACAAAGAAAGAUUAAUUCCGGCAACCUGACAAAAGAGAUGGAGGUUCACAAUUCCAUCGUUCUCAAUCAUAUGGACUCAAAGUUUGAACAGCUGAUCUCUAACCUGACUAUGGACAGAAACAUGAGGGAGGAGCUAGAACAAAUUAAGAUGAAUUCCAGCAACCUGACAGAAGAGCUGGAGGUUCUGCAGAGCAAAUACAACGCUAUGGCUGCAAGUCAAGAUGAACUACAAGAGGAGUUAAAAGGGUUAAGGAAACGUGUCCCUUGCCUCCAAGGAUGGACAAGAUUCCAAGACAAGUGCUACUUUUUCUCUGGUAGGAGCGCGUCUAAAACCUGGCAAGGCAGCAGACAAGACUGUCAAGCGAGAGGAGCCGACCUGGCUAUUAUAACCACCCAAGAAGAGCUGGAUUUUCUCAGCAAAACUACUGUCAUAUCCUGGAUCGGUCUGUCUGACAUGGUGCAAGAGGGCGAGUGGAAGUGGGUGGAUGGGACUGAUCUGGUAGGUGUCGGAUUCUGGAAAAAGGGGGAGCCCAAUAAUCAUGGUGGAAAUGAGGAUUGUGUUGAGCUGACGCAUUCAGAAAAGAAAUUUAAUGACGCCCCUUGUAAUACAGAAUUUGCAUGGAUUUGUGAGCGUUAGUCACCCAUUCUCUUCUCUCCUCUCCCCAUACAUGUUUUUUGAUUCAACUUUGAUUACAACGCCUUGAAAGAGAGAUGUUUAGUUUUUUUGUAACCUAUGUUUGUCAAAAAGCCCUUCAAAUGUAAUGUUUUUUCUAAAUUCAAUCUAUGAAACAAAUGGCACUAAAGAAGUUCCCUUAAUGUUCACAAUAUUGCUUGGUAAUCUUGUUCUUUCUUUUUCAAUCAUUAGCCAUUUAAGCAAAAAGUACAAUGCACAAUCUUGUAUCUUUUGAAUGUUUUCUUCUACUCCUAAAAUAAAAACAUGGACAACAGAAUGAAGAUCUGUUUUUUAUA
Molecule: messenger RNA, 1259 nt
Organism: Notothenia coriiceps (black rockcod)
Lineage: Eukaryota; Metazoa; Chordata; Actinopteri; Perciformes; Nototheniidae
Product: CD209 antigen-like protein E
Exons: 5
Coding region: 82-927 (281 amino acids)
Source: RefSeq, a predicted model, not a curated record